AGUAAAUAUUGGGCUAGUGUUUCUCGGUAAGAUCGCAUAUGGUUUAUUAGAGGUUAUGUUAUUCUGUGAUAUUGUUCUUCAUACAUAGCGGUACUUCAUAAUUGUUGGUUCAACUAAUCAAUUCGUUUUAAAUUUAAAGUAGUAAAUAUAAUUAUAAUGACGUUAUGCGAGGCGGAAAAAACGCUAAUUCUCCAUGGCGUUGAAGAAAAUUUCCGCAUUGACGGUCGUGAAAACAAUGACUACAGGCCCAUGGAACUAGAAACUGGAAUAGUAGCAUCUUCAUUUGGUUCAGCACGUUUGCGGCUUGCAAAUACCGACGUUUUGGUCUCAGUUAAAGUGGAAGUAGAUGUACCUUUACCAGACCAGCCUGAUAAAGGAAAAUUAGAGUUCUUUGUUGAUUGUUCAGCAAAUGCAACACCAGAUUUUGAAGGAAGGGGAGGUGAUAAUCUUGCAACUGAGAUAUCAAAUUGUCUAACUGCUGCCUACAAAUCCACAACAGCAUUUGAUACUAGAGUAUUAUGCAUCAUGAAAGGCAGAAAGUGCUGGAAGUUAUACAUUGAUAUUUUACUUCUGGAGUGUGCUGGCAAUCUAUUUGAUGCUGUAUCUUUAGCUGUUAAAGCCGCGCUAUGGGACACAAGGAUACCUAAAAUAAAGUCAGUCAGUGCAGAUGGAAACAAGAUUGAAAUGGAAGUGUCUGAUGAAUUGUAUGAUUGUGAUAGGCUUAAUGUCAUUGAUGCACCAAUAAUGGUAACUGUAUGCAAAAUAGGUGAUAAUUGCAUAGUGGAUCCUUCAGAUGCAGAGGAACAAUGUGCAGGAGGAUCAAUUGUUAUUGCAAUAUCAAAAAGCAGUUUUAGUUCAAUUGUACAAACAGGUGGUGGAUCUCUACAUCCAAGUACACUGAUAGAAUGCCUAAAAAUGGGUAAGGAAGUCGCUAAUCGGUUAGACAAUGCACUCGUUGAAACCUUGUACAAAAUUACACAUGAAUCUGCAAGUGAUGUUGGUUUUAUAAGUUAAUACCGUUAGUGGACGUGAUAUUUCAUUGUAUAAAAGCGUGACAGAUAUCAACAAUAUUGAAUCAAAAAUCAUUUCAAUCUUAAAAUUACAUCUAUUGCCAAUCUUAAUUCUAUUCCUUAAAAGGCCAAUUAUCUUAUAUUUCACAAUUGCAUAUAAGCCAGACACAAUCCAUUCUUCAAUUAAAAUAAAAUAAUAAAUAAUGAUAGUGAUGAAGGGUUUAGGGUUUCUACUUCAUUUUUGCAACUUCUUCUAUGCUUGCACAGAACUCAUCCCAUGCAUCUUUUCUGCUUUGUAUUAAAUCAGCAAAAUGCUUUUUAUAUACAUUUUGUAGUUGUUCUUUCCUUAAGGCUGCAAAUUGGACACAUGUUAACUCUUCUUCUGGCAAUUUUAACUUUGCAAAUGUACACUUCUUUGAAUGUGAAAAGUGUUCAUCCCAAGGAUCAUCCUUUGCUUCCCAGCCAUCAAGAGAUUUACUGCAGAGGAAGCAUUGUACUAAAUCAGGAUCGGUUUUGUAGCAAUUGAAUAAAAUCCUGCUUCUGCCAUCUGAAUAAAAAAUUAACAUUAUUAUUUACUUCCAUGUAGCUCAUAACAAAGAUCAUACAUUGGCUGCAUUACAUGGUUGAUCAUCAUCAAACACCCACUUCUUGAAAGAUUCCAGACGGUUUUCCUCAAGGAACAUUGAUAAUUGUAGUUUAUAGGCUUUACUUAGAUCAGGAAUCUAUAACAAAUUAAGAAAUCAACAAAACUAACCUAAAACGCUGGGGCUCGCUUUGGUAUUCUAUUCCUUACCAAAUCCAUUUUCAUUUAAGAUUUAUGUUAUCACUAUAAAUCUCCUUUUUUUCACUAGAAUAAUUGUCUUUAAAUGGGUGUAUUUUUAAAUCUUUAGAUCAAUAAGAAAUAUUAACUGCGGAACAGCGCAGCAACCGUAACAGCAACGCACAACGCGUUUGAAUUUAAAAACGGCAGUUACGAUCAGUGACAAUUUUAGAAAAGGACAGAUUAUAUAAUUUUACCAAAACAAAAAAAUUAAAAUGAAUGAACCAUUUAAAUUAUAUGAAAAAUCAUAAAUUUAUGCUAGUUUAUUAAUUGCAUGGAAAAAUUCUCAAUUUAGAAAUACAUUUUUAGGUACUAAAUAAUGUUUUUUACUCUCGCAACAUCUCUUGAUGUUUCUAAAAGUUGUAUUAGGAAGAUGUAAUAGCUUGAAAUUUAUAAAAAAAAUAUUGUCAAUCAA
Messenger RNA from Dalotia coriaria, 2245 nucleotides. RefSeq names its product exosome complex component RRP42-like. Gene Ontology annotation, cellular component: cytoplasmic exosome (RNase complex); nuclear exosome (RNase complex). Gene Ontology annotation, molecular function: mRNA 3'-UTR AU-rich region binding. NCBI's taxonomy places the organism in Eukaryota, Metazoa, Arthropoda, Insecta, Coleoptera, Staphylinidae. The record is from RefSeq and is a predicted model, not a curated record. Gene Ontology annotation, biological process: U4 snRNA 3'-end processing; nuclear polyadenylation-dependent mRNA catabolic process; nuclear mRNA surveillance.